AUGGAGGAGGCGGCGGCGGAGCGCGGCCGGGCCGGCGCUGGGGCGGCGGCGGCGAUGGCGGGGGGCGGCAGCGCCGCCGGGGGGGAGGACAGCGCCAGCCACAACACCAGCCACAACGACAGCCGCAACGACGGCGACAUCGCCGGCGCCUCCUCCGCCGCGUCCUCGGCGCCGCCGCGCUGCGCUCCGGAGGGCGGCGGGGCGAAGCCGCUGAGCGCGGCGGAGUACGCGCGGCGCGUGCACCAGUGGCUGUGGGACUCGUACUGCGGCUACCUGGGCUGGCAGGGCUGCCCGCCCGCCCUCAUCGCCGCCGCCGCCGCCGCCGCCGCCGCCCAGCCGCCCGCACCCAGCGCCAGCGCCGCCGCCGCCGCCGCCGCCGCCUACUACUGCUACAGCCCCUUCUACCUCUGCGCUCCGCCGCCCCCACAGGCGGCCCCCGCCGGGACGGGGCCCCGCGCCCCCGGUGCGGCCUCCCCAGCCUGGCCGGGGGCGGCGGGCGCGGUGUCCGCCGUGCCCAGGGCGGGCUCCGGCAGCGCCGCCGGCACCAGCGGCAGCGCUGCCCCCAGGGACGCGGGGCGGCCGGCAGGUCGGGAGUUCCUUAUCCCUUCGUUGGCACACAGGUUCAUAGCAGAGAUGGUGGAUUUUUUUAUUCUGUUCUUUAUAAAGGCAACCAUCAUUUUAAGUAUUAUGCACCUCAGUGGAAUAAAGGACAUCUCUAAAUUUGCCAUGCAUUACAUCAUAGAGGAAAUAGAUGAAGACACAUCCAUGGAAGAUUUGCAGAAAAUGAUGAUAGUAGCUCUCAUCUACAGGUUAUUAGUCUGCUUCUAUGAGAUAAUCUGUAUUUGGGGAGCAGGUGGAGCAACCCCAGGGAAAUUCUUGCUUGGACUGCGAGUUGUGACAUGUGACACCUCUGUACUUAUUGCGCCCAGCCGAGUGUUAGUCAUUCCAUCCUCCAAUGUCAGUAUGACAACGUCCACAGUACGAGCUUUGAUCAAGAAUUUUUCUAUUGCGUCAUUUUUUCCUGCAUUUAUUACACUGCUGUUUUUCCAGCAUAACAGAACAGCCUACGAUAUUGUGGCAGGAACUAUUGUGGUCAGAAGAAAUGGAGUCAGAUGAUACCAAAAGAUGAGAUUUCCAGACUGGUUCUGAAGAUCCCCUCCCACCCCCAGAGAAUAAAGACCUACCCCAGAAUUGAAAUUGAGGUGUCUGUUGGAAUCUUUUGCCCUAAUUAAAUGGGAACAGAUUCAGAAGCUAAAGAAAAUGUAUGGCUCCUGUAUGAUGCCAGCAGCUACCUUCAAAAUACUGGAGUUUUCAUAGAUGCCAAAGAAGUUUGGGAGAGACUAUAUGUAUUAAAUCUGGGAGUAUUAACCUCUGAUUGAUGAGACAAGAAGUGGCUGCUUUAACUGCAGAAAGGAGCUGUUCUGUUCGUCAGUCUGUGGAAAGCAGAUACCUAGAAAUACUCCACCUUAAAAGAAAUGUUGCUCCUACAGUUUUGGAUGUUGGCAGGUAACUAGAAAAUCAAGUUGUUUUCCAGGCCAUUUCCUGUCAAAGGAUAAGGGGGAAGAGAACUGCAGUAUUAGACAGCAAGGCAAAUCGUGUUCAUUAAAUUGCCACGUGUGCAGAGAGAGAGAUCAGCAGUGGCUAUCAUGUCUUUUAUUACUGCUUCACAGAUCAUAUUCCCUCACCUUUUAAGUAUUUUAUCACAAUGUUAAUGUGAAAAGUUUUUUGCAUGAUUGUCACUUACUUCACUUGUCCAUGCUAAGGAAGAGGUGAAACAAUAGCUGCUUUUUCCUCUGGGAAGGGUAUGUUACUCUGCAGUGUUAGUGAACUGGUGUGUGUAAAUAAUUUUGGAACCGUGAACAGCACAGAUCAUGCUAAUGAAAGGUAACUUUUUUUGCUUCUGUUUGGAGUGAAAGCACUUGUCUAUUUCUUGCAUAUAAUGCAGAGCAAAACAACUGAAUGUGUUCCAGGAGCAUGCAGAAAACGUUAACUGAAAUGUGUUAUGGGUGUAAAUCUGCAGAAAUACUGGUUAUUCUCACUUUAUCAUUCUGGCUAAUUGUUUGUAUAUUCAGAAUAACUUAAAUACUGAAUAAAGAAGCCUAAUAUUUUGCAUGACUACA
Myiozetetes cayanensis is the source of this 2120-nucleotide messenger RNA. It is a transcript of the gene FAM8A1, whose product is annotated as family with sequence similarity 8 member A1. Bases 1 to 1116 code for a protein of 371 amino acids. The transcript is spliced from 5 exons. The record is from RefSeq and is a predicted model, not a curated record. Lineage: Eukaryota; Metazoa; Chordata; Aves; Passeriformes; Tyrannidae.